Molecule: messenger RNA, 762 nt
Organism: Saccoglossus kowalevskii
Lineage: Eukaryota; Metazoa; Hemichordata; Enteropneusta; Harrimaniidae
Product: protein rolling stone-like
Cellular component (GO): membrane
Source: RefSeq, a predicted model, not a curated record
UCUGGAUUACCGGUGACGUAUCUCCUAUACAGAUUUGGCGUCUUCUCAUAUCAGUUAUUAUGGACUAUCCUUGCGGUGAUUUUCUACGUACCACAGUUCCAUGAAGAGCGCCCCUUCGCCACUUGGUUCCUGAGCCUCUCCCAUUGGUCAUAUCUUAUGCUGACACUCUACUUUCUUUUGUCUCUGAUUGGUUCAGUGGCGUACCACGUGAACGGUAUAGGAAAAAUAGGUGCAACCGACUCAGAAAUGUCUAGCUCCGACAAAACAGUCGACCGUCAAGACAAGGUGAAUGAUAUGAUGUUACCAUGGUAUCUGAAAUUGGUCUGGUUGUCGCAGAAUACAGCCUUCAACUCCGGGUUGGCAGUGACGCUAUGUUAUUGGGCGAUCGACGCCGAUAACAUAAACGUCUUUAAUAUUCACAUGCACGGUGUCAACGUACUGCUGAUUUUCAUGGACCUUGGGCUAAUUGCGUCACCAAUACGUGUGUUGCACGUCAUAUAUCCUGUAGUGUUCGUGUUGAUCUACACGUUGUUUUCCUUCAUAUGUUACAAGUUUAUGGGGAUAAACCCCACGGACUCCUAUUUGCGCGCACUUGUAGACUGGGGAGUGAAUCCCGGCCUUGCAAUCGGCGUAUUUACCUGUGCUGCGUUUAUAACAAUACCUUUAUGCCACGUGUUUAUUUAUGGUGUAUAUAAACUGAGAAAGUUCAUCGCCAGGCGGUCUUCUCAAUUCUACGCAUUGCGUGACAUUUACAUCGUGUGA